AUGUGCGAAGUCACGAAGGUGGUUUUGCCCGGUGCAGCUGUAUUCCCCGAUGGUUCAUGCCUAGUCCCAGCUGGUGGCUUAUCGACUUGUCUUUCGGCUCAACGACAUUCUGUCCCAGUAUAUGUACUCGCUGCAUUUUAUAAGAUUACUCCAUUCUUUGUACCGGAUCCCAUGAUGGUGAAUCCGAACAAGGCUCCUGGAGUUUCCGUUCAAGCAUUCCGUCUCGUUUCGCGGUCUAGUGGAAGUUCCUCGACCAACAUUCGACCAUAUCCCGGCUUCACUUGUUACGCUUUAUGUUUCUAA
Ostertagia ostertagi is the source of this 303-nucleotide messenger RNA. Lineage: Eukaryota; Metazoa; Nematoda; Chromadorea; Rhabditida; Trichostrongylidae. The record is from the annotation of a GenBank genome assembly.